AUGCCGGCAAUGUUGCGGACUCCUCGUCGCCAUGAGGAAAUCUUGACGCACCGUACGAAUCGCAGUACCACGGCAACAGCCGCCGAUAUCGAGUCGGAUUCCUGCUUUGAUGUGCAAGAUGAUACCAAGAAAAACCUCCACGAUGGCUUUCAUUUUUCCACUAAUACGAAUGGUGGCAGCCCAUCAUCCUCCUCUCCUGUUUCAGGAGGAGGAGUGUCUUCCGGAAGGCUUUCUCCCUCGACGACAAUUCCACAGCGUAAGCGACGAAGACGGCGGAAAGGUGGAACUGCCUGGAAGACUGGAGCUCUGGCGAUGGGCGUCAUGCUGGUGCUGUUGACCGUGGUGGGUCUGUUUCUCGAUAUUGAAUCGAGCCCGCAACAGCCUCACAUGGUGAUGAGGAAAAUGACAGAAAGUCCUCCUCGGUUUCAAAAAUAUUCACUCGAUGCUCCCACUGCCUGCAAUCAAGAGCUGAGUGCCGACGAUGUGAGCUAUACUCUGGUCACACAAGUUUCUUCUGAUCGACUGUGGAUGAUGGAACAUCAAUGCCAGCGAUGGCGACUUCACAAUGAAACACAUUUCCCAAUUUCCAUUGCCGUUCUCACCAACGAUACCACAUCUCAUGUCCAGCAACAAUUGCGAGAUAUGGGCUGCGACUUGGAUCAUGUGGUUACUGUGGCAACCUUGUUGGCCAAACUGUUCCCAUACGAUGAUUAUCCCGUCAAUAUACUGCGAAAUUUGGCAUUGAAGGCCGUCAAAACAAGUCAUGUCCUCUACAUUGAUAUUGACUUUUGGAUGAAUCGAGACUUGUCCCAGAUUUUGCUCCUACCAGACGUCACUGAAAAGUUGGCGUCCGAUCCAAAGGCUACUCUAGUGAUACCUGCCUUUAUGCUACUUCGUCAAUGUAAACAGUGGAAGGAAUGCCCCGAACAGAAUAUUCCACAAAUGCCCAUGACAUUGGAUGGAUUGAAGAAACAAAUCCUAUCACACGCUGUCACACGCUUUGAUCCAACCAACCGGGGCGGUCAUGGCAGUACCAAAUACAAGGAAUGGUUCAAACAAAACUAUCCCGAUGGAGAUGCACUCGUCGAGAUUGAUUGCUUCUUGUCCAAUCGAUACGAACCGUACCUAGUCUUUCGCUACUGUCAAGAGCUACCACCCUUUCAGGAUCAAUUCUCUGGUUACGGAAAGAACAAAAUGACAUGGGUCAUGCAAUUGCGACGGAUGGGCUAUACAUUCUGGCAACUGGGAAAGGGAGCCUUUGUCAUUCACUAUCCUCACUUGGAUUCCCCCUCUCGAGUGGCAUGGAACGAUGCUCCCAGGAAACUCAAAGAUCCAUCCAUGGAUCAGUGGUUGGUCUACAAACGAGGGAGAAUGGACCAGCUCUUUGUCGAGUUUCGGGAAUGGCUGAGGAACGAAGUGCCUGAUGAGACCAAGACUCCCUUUUGUGCGGAUAAACUCGACGAUGAUGCCAACCUGCGGUAUGACCGAGAAAAGUUUCGCAAUCAAACUGCCUCUCAGAAAAGACUUUCCUAG
Seminavis robusta is the source of this 1533-nucleotide messenger RNA. Lineage: Eukaryota; Bacillariophyta; Bacillariophyceae; Naviculales; Naviculaceae. The record is from the annotation of a GenBank genome assembly.